AUGUUUGGCUCACCCUUUGUAAGAAGUAAUGGGCAGCUGCUGUCUACACCUCCUCUGCAUUUCAAGGACAGUGCCAGAAGUGCCAUUUACCAGCGGUUGCCCCUGGUAUCUCUGCCCUCAGCAUCCUCCAUCCGAUCCGCACCUUCAUUCCAACAGUACAAUAAGCAGAUCCACCAGCACCAUCUGUUCAAGUCGCUGAACUCGAGUAUCUUCUCCAAGCGGUCUGCACGCUCGGCUCCCUCUCGAUAUUCGUCGUCCAGUGUCACAAUUCCCGAGGAUAGUGAACCUGUUUCCACUACGGUGGAGCAGUUUGUGAAUGAUAUCCAACUUCAUGAAACUCACUUCCAACAAGAAGUCGAAAACGGCAUAGAACGCAAAACCAUUCUGUUGGACGAUGAUACCGACGAACUUUACAAAAUCUCGUUGGGAUCGGGUCUCAUGUACCAAAACACUCCUGAGUCGUUGAUCGAUUGGAACCUAAAUGUCACCCGGUGUAAGUUGAUCUUGAUACAAAUGCCCAUGGUGUCUGCUGUUCCUGAGUUGCACUACUCGCUGGGCUCAUUCCCACUACUUGUGGGAGACCUUGCACAAACUUGUCAUCUAGUGUUGAUUCAGCCGCACAUACCCGAUAAAGAGCUCAUCUACACGUUAUACUCAUCAGAUCUUUACCAGGAACACAAUUUGGACGCCGCCUUCAAGAAAAGCGUAGCGGAAAUCAGCGUCAAACAAUCCCCCUUGCUUCAAAUCAACUCACCAACCAAAGGAAAUCAAGCACCUAUAACGUCUGCUGAUAACCAAGCGGCUUUGAAAUUCAAGUACAAGGAAAUCGCCCUUCGAAAUUACCUUAUAAACUUGGCUGCUGCAGCCACCACUGCACACGAAUACAAGAUCCGAUCUGAUGAGGUCAAGAAACAGCUCAACCAAUCUACUGGUGGGAAAAAGAUCAAAUUAUCAAAGGAUGAUAAAAAACGCUUAUGGGAUCAGGUUAGACUGGACGUCUUUAAAAGAGCUGGCUUAGAGGAAUAA
Messenger RNA from Yamadazyma tenuis ATCC 10573, 1026 nucleotides. It is a transcript of the gene STD1, whose product is annotated as Std1p. The record is from RefSeq and is a predicted model, not a curated record. Lineage: Eukaryota; Fungi; Ascomycota; Pichiomycetes; Serinales; Debaryomycetaceae.